AUGAAUGUGACUGGCUCUCUCCCCAUUACGGUCACGCAGUUCUGGGUUGACGCUAAUUCGUCCUCGUUCAGGGACUCCCGGAUAAACAACAUCAAGUUUUCAACUCACUUGGACCUGGAGUUGAGGUACUCCCCAGAAAAUGUCUACGCAGAUCGCUACGUCACGCCGAUCAUGUACGUCAUAGGGUUUCCUGGAAAUGUCAUAUCCUUUAUCGUUUGGCUUCAGCCACGCAUGCGCCAUUCGUCUGGGUACUACUUGGCCGCCCUGGCGCUAGGCAACCUCAUCUUCCUCGUCUUACAUUCUAUGCUGGAGCUGCACAGCGUGUGGAACGUUCCGACGUUAGACAGCCCAGGCCUGUGUGAGAUCUUCCCUGUUCUUUACAUCGCUACUCAGUUCUUAUCGCCCCUCCUUGUGCUCAGCUUCGCUGUGGAGCGAUACAUCUCCAUCUGUCACCCCUUGAAGAGAAAACAGUACUGUACCACCAGUCGUGCCAAAAUUGUAAUAGCAUUUCUUGUCACGCUGUCGGUGUGUAUGAGUCUGAUUUACGGAUACUUUUACCACUUCAACGCUACUGACGCUGAGUGUGCGUUACGAGAGGAAGUGACGCGGGGCGGCCAUAUUAAUGUCUUCGUCAUAUGGAAUGUGUGUACGGAAGUGGUCUUCUUUUUCCCCGUGCUGGUCGGAGCCCUUGUGUUAAACAUCUUCGUCAUCAAACAGAUGCGCAGAUUCUCGAGGAUGGAGAUACAAAAGUACAAAGGAAGCACCAGAGGACUUCCGCCAUGA
This is a messenger RNA of Gigantopelta aegis, 783 nucleotides long. Its product is annotated as neuromedin-U receptor 2-like. Gene Ontology annotation, cellular component: plasma membrane. NCBI's taxonomy places the organism in Eukaryota, Metazoa, Mollusca, Gastropoda, Neomphalida, Peltospiridae. Gene Ontology annotation, biological process: G protein-coupled receptor signaling pathway. Gene Ontology annotation, molecular function: G protein-coupled receptor activity. The transcript has a single exon. The record is from RefSeq and is a predicted model, not a curated record. The coding region runs from base 1 to 783 and encodes 260 amino acids.